Messenger RNA from Penicillium riverlandense, 1068 nucleotides. RefSeq names its product dihydroorotase. The record is from RefSeq and is a predicted model, not a curated record. NCBI's taxonomy places the organism in Eukaryota, Fungi, Ascomycota, Eurotiomycetes, Eurotiales, Aspergillaceae. Gene Ontology annotation, molecular function: dihydroorotase activity. The transcript has 3 exons. Gene Ontology annotation, biological process: pyrimidine nucleotide biosynthetic process; 'de novo' pyrimidine nucleobase biosynthetic process. The coding region runs from base 1 to 1068 and encodes 355 amino acids. Gene Ontology annotation, cellular component: cytoplasm.
AUGCCUCUGUCCAAGCUGAAUGGAGUCAAGCUCCCCGCCUCGGCGGACUUCCACGUUCACCUUCGCGAUGGACCUAUGAUGGAGCUGGUGACCCCGACCAUUCGGCAGGGAGGAGUGAACACGGUCUACGUCAUGCCCAACCUGGUGCCACCGAUCACAACCGUCGACCACGCUCUCGACUAUAAGAAGCGCCUGCAAGCUAUUGAGCCCAACGUCAACUACCUCAUGUCGCUGUACCUCCACGAAACCAUCACGCCGGAGACGAUCAUCGAGGCCAAGAAGCGGGGCAUAACAGGCGUCAAGAGUUAUCCCGCCGGGGUGACCACCAACUCGAGCUCGGGUGUCGUCGACUACUCGGCGUUCUACCCGGUCUUCGCGGAGAUGGAACGGCAAGACAUGAUUCUGAACUUGCACGGCGAGUGCCCGUCCCAGGGCGAUGUGACGGUGUUGUCGGCGGAGGAGCGGUUCCUGCCCAUCCUGGCGGAGCUCCAUGCCCAAUUCCCCAAGCUGCGAAUUAUCCUGGAGCACUGUACCACUGUCGCAGCUAUCGAAGCUGUGAAGAAGUGCGGGCCAACGGUUGCUGGCACCAUCACCGCCCACCAUUUGUCCAUUAUCAUUGAUUCGUGGGCGGGGGAUCCAUUCUGCUUCUGCAAGCCGGUUGCCAAGACGCCCGCGGACCGCGAUGCCCUUCUGCGCGCAGCAACCUCGGGCAACCCCAAGUUCUUCUUUGGGUCUGACAGUGCCCCGCACCCGGCAGCGUCGAAGCGCGGCGGAGAGAAGAUUGCCGCGGGUGUGUUCACCCAGCCAUAUACCACCCAGGUCGUGGUCGAUGCCUUCGAACAGGCUGUCGAGAACGGCGUUCUGAAGGAUGAGGAGAUCACACCGGCGAUCGUCGAGGGUUUCAUGACUAAGUUCGGACGGGCGUUUUAUAAAAUCGAGGAGGAGCAGAAGGAAUUUAUCACCAUCGAAAAGAAAGGUGAGAGGAUUGUGGAUAUCCUGCAGUCCGAUAAGAUCGAUGUGGUCCCCUUCCGAAAGACUCAGGAGACAUGGAGCGUGUCUUGGUCGUGA